AUGAAGGACCCGCAGCCCCCGCCCGGGGCCGAGCCCGAGCCCGCGUGGAGCGGCCCGGGGAGCCCCGCGCGUGGCGCUGCCCACGGGCCCGGGUCCCGGCCCGACGGCGGGGGCGGGGGCGAGGCGGCCGCGUGGGAGGGGCGCGGGGCCCGCGGGCCGCGGCACCUGAGCCCGGUGUGGGAGGAGGAGCCGGAGCCCGCGGGAGCGGCCCCGGCCCCGGCCCCGUCCCCCGAGCUGCCCCAGCGGGGGCGGCUCCGGCUGGGCUGCGGCUCGCCCGAGACCCCGCUCUUCCGCAGCUUCUUCGCGGAGGAGUGCCUGGCCAUCGCGCGGCAGCUGCAGCUGCAGCUCUCCGGCAUCGAGGCGGAGCCCCUGCCCCUGGAGACCUCCUGGGCUCUGGGGGGCGAGCGGCCCGGGCCCCCGGCGCCGCCCCGCUCAGACCAGCCGGGUCGGGAGCCGCUCGCUCCCCGGCGGGAGGAAGAGGGGCUACGGGCCCGGGGGCCCGGCUGCCAGAGCCCGGGGGCAGUGGAAGUCCCGCCCGCCGGGUCCGGGGGAGCCGCCCCAGCCCAGGGCACAGAGCCCGAGCACGGGGGGCUGCUGGGCCCGCAGGCGCCAGAUGCUCUGAACCUCACCGUUGAGCUCCAGGGGUCUGGGCACACCAGUGCGUCCCUUAGGCAGGUAACAUUUGAGGUCUCUGCUGCUAACCAGCUGGGCUCCACUGUGACCUUGCCUGUGGAAAGGGAGCACCUGGCUGACCAGUCCGAGGUGGAGGAUCUAGAGCGGAGCAGGUCUGCUUAUAGAACCCAUGAGCUGGAAAUCCUAGCCAACGAAAGCACCGUUUCUUUAGGCUCCAGCUCCUUUGCAACCUCCACUCCGCUGAUGGGCCCAGCAAAGUUUCACUUUGUGACAGGGAGUCCCCUAGGAGAUGAUUUGGAACAGAGGGACCCAAACUCCUCUAGACGUUCAAUGCCAAGAGAGCUAACCUGCCCAAGUCAGGCUGGCUCCAAAUCUGCAGCACCCAAGGUAACCCAGAUCGCCAUGCCCAAGUGCGGGAACCUACCUGAAGAAGAGUCCCGUGGCAAGGUCUGUCUCAAACCACCUCGGAAGAGUACUGCAUUGCCUGUCUCUUCCAGAAGCUAUACCAGUACUGAAGGCCAAGCUGCUAUCAAAUCACUGCCCCUGGCCUUUACCACCCCAAGAGCAAGUAGGAGUCUGGCCCUCGCUUCCUUUGAAUCUCGGAGAGCUUCUCGGGAGCUGCUGAGAGCAGGCCUGCCUCCGAGGAGCAGAGGCAUCGCCUCCGAGGGGAAAGCAACAAGACUGUCUCUGGGUAACUCCGGGCCCAGCCUGCAGAAAGCAGCUGCCACUGGAAAAACAAGCCCGGGAUCCAACGUGGAGACCCAGCCUGCUGCCCAACUCCCUGCCAGCGGCACUGUGAAGCAGAGUGCUACAAAGCUACCUUGCAGUGAGAAGUGCCCCUCAUCCCUCCAGCCUCCUACCAAAGUCCCAGGACUCAGCAGCAGCAGCAGCAGCAGACCCUUGCUCAUGGGAUCCCGAGUUUCUCUGGGUCCAGGGAUCCUCUGCACGAGCAAAGGGGCUGGAGCUCCGGGAACCAAACUCCCAACUUACCCAGGUACCAGGCUAAGACUAAUGAAGCCCAGACCCAGCAGCAUGCAGCACAUCAAUGGGACCCUGCAGCCAGCAUGCACUCUUCCCACUGGGCAGCCAGGAGCCAGAUCCAGCCCCCAGGACAAAGAGACGGAAAGUGUCACCAAACCUGGCUGCAACAAGCUGCCUGUUCGAAGGGCUGCCACCGCUGCGAUUCCCACCAGGGCUCCCCACUCCCGACUGAGACCAACAGGGAGGACAACAGCCUCCCCCAAAAGGCUCCCUUCCCCCAAGCGAGCUCGCCUAGGUAAAGACACUAACUCAGCAGCAGCUGCCCAAGCCGUGGAGCCCAGUGGCGGAGAAGGGCUCUCUGUAGACACUGAGGACAAGCCAGUGCUGGCUGUGGGGCAAGACUGCACCAGUGCAGGUGGAAUGGCCCAGCCUCAGACGGGUGGGAAUUCCCCAGCUCCUCUCAGUUUCCUCCCUGACUCUGCCCUGGAGACUGGAGGUGCAGCGCCCUUCAUGCAGCUUCCAGAUCAGCUGCUCUCCCAGGAGCUGCAGAGAGUGAGGAGUGAGCUGCAGAGAGUGAAGAAUGAGCUUGCUGCAAGAGAUGCCCAAUGUGAAGCCUAUCGAAGGACGAUCUCCUCCCUGGAGGCUCAGCUGAGGGCAGGCUCCCUCUCACAGGACUGUGCCUUGGAAGACAAGUGACAGCGAAGCAUGGAGGGCCUGCGUCUGCCUCUCUAGCAGGCUCCUCGGAGAGGUGCACUGCUCUGGAGAGCCUGAAGGAAAACCCUGCAGCCCAGCGCCUGGAGCGAGCGGUGACUGUUCACACAGACACCUGCGGGGGGAAUUCUUAAUUGUGGCUUUUUUGUUUUUGUUUUUUUAAAGGUAAAUAAAGUUCUCUUCCUUCCCCUUG
Molecule: messenger RNA, 2518 nt
Organism: Malaclemys terrapin pileata
Lineage: Eukaryota; Metazoa; Chordata; Testudines; Emydidae
Exons: 9
Coding region: 1-2310 (769 amino acids)
Source: RefSeq, a predicted model, not a curated record